GUUCAACAUCGAGUUACAAAUCUAUAUGUUCGUAUAAUCCAUGCUCUGGGACCUGUCUCGUUGUCUUUUAGUGGACGGCAAUAAACGAUGAGGGAACAUGAUGAUGGCUGAUCAGUUUCGGAAGGCAGAACAAUAUUCGCCAAAAUCGUCACCCAGAGGGGCUCGGUCCCCUGUUGUUUCACGUCAAGAUUCUACAGGAACAUUAAAAACGACGAUCUCUUUAGGGAAAAACCCAUCUAUCGUCCAUAGCGGACCCUUCUAUUUGAUGAAGGAGCCGCCAGAUGUAAAAGAUUUAACUGGAGCCACAAAUUUGAUGGAACAUUAUCGUUUGGAACAUUCAUAUAACAAAUUCAGUGGUAAGAAAGUAAAGGAACAGCUGUCAUCUUUCCUUCCAUAUUUACCUGGAAUGAUUGACACCCCUGGUCAUCAGGAUAAUAGUUCCCUCCGUUCUGUAAUUGAGAAACCUCCUAUUGGUGGUAAAGAAUUGCUUCCCCUAACUAGUGUACAACUGGCUGGAUUCAGACUUCAUCCAGGACCACUUCCAGAACAGUAUCGCUGUGUGAACCAAACACCGCAAAGAAAACACAAAAAUAAACAUAAGAAGCAUAAACACAAAGCUGGAGAGACGCCAAGUCAAGAAACACAGGUCACUGAGGUGGGACAAGAUACGCACGAGAAGAAGCACAAGAAACAGAAGCGUCACGAUGAAGAAAAGGAACGUAAGAAAAGAAAGAAAGAAAAGAAAAGGAAAAAGCAGAAACAUAGUCCUGAACAUUCUGGUGGACUUACGCCAAGUCAGCAUUCUAGUGGUUAAGUUUACAUUAUUUUAAGUGUACAUAUUGGAUAAAAAUUCUUGUAAAGUACAACACUGCCUCAAAUAUGAGUUAAAAAGACCACUUGGUACAAUAUUCUUGCAUCAUAUACUCUAAGCCAUUUGCUCUAGAAAGGUGUAUUAUGUAAAUAAAUAUAUUUUUAAGCAGAUUUUACCUUAUCCUGAAUGUGAAAUAUAUGUACAAUGUAAACUAAUGUCCUUAGGUUUAAUGAAAUAUGUUAUUGUACUGUAAAUUUAUGGUGCAAAAUGUUGUAAAUGCAGACUAAAUUAGUUAAUAUUUGUUAUUAGUUUUAAUUGUGGAACUUCACACAUUGUUCAAAUGAGCAGACCUAGCAGAAUAUCUGAUUAGUUAUUUGUAACAUUAAAUUUAACUGAACAAAAUAUGUAAAGGUAUGGAAAGAAGUGUCAGUUUAGUAUGAAAGGAAAUGGUUUAUCAUUAGCAUUGAUAAAUUCCUAGUCAUGCUUGUUUUAUAAUGCUGUAUGUUGGGAAAGGUGAGGCAAUUUCAUGUGCAGCUGACAUGUUAUACAACAUGAUCAUCUUUCACUCUGCGUGAAUCUGUUUUGGAAAUGGAUAAUCCAUUAAUUAAAUGUGAUAUUGGAGAG
Molecule: messenger RNA, 1435 nt
Organism: Zootermopsis nevadensis
Lineage: Eukaryota; Metazoa; Arthropoda; Insecta; Blattodea; Termopsidae
Gene: MED19
Product: mediator complex subunit 19
Biological process (GO): positive regulation of transcription by RNA polymerase II
Cellular component (GO): mediator complex
Molecular function (GO): transcription factor binding; transcription coregulator activity
Source: RefSeq, a predicted model, not a curated record